CUGGAACCGCUGGCUCAGUAGGGAGGAAUGGAGGAGUGGAGGUGUCUGGGAGGCAGCGAGUGAGUGAUGCACGAUGCUCCCACCAAAGACUACGCCCUCCCGUGCAUAGGUGUUAUUAAAGAUGGGGAGCCACAGCGCACCCCGUCCAAUUUAGUGGCUCGUGUGGGCUGCAGUGAGGCAGUGAGAAGCAGGGAGUGAGGGAGGGGAGAUAUGGCGUCCAGCGGCCCUCAGCACCCCGACACCCACCACUCCGAGGCGCCUCCUGACUGCUCUCCCGCCGCCUCCACUACACCUGCUUCCUCCACCACCACCUCGGCCUCACCGCCAACAGUCACCAUGGCGGGGGCGACGGCUGCCAGUCCUCAGAAGACCCCACACCAGCAGGGACAGCCGUUCGAGCCCCUUGACAAGGCCUCCAGCCAGACCGUCAAGCUAAACCCCAAGCUAGAACUGAGCCUCAAUGACCUCCUACGGCUCUUGUCGUACAUGGAGGGAGAGCUGCAGUCCCGGGAUGUGGUCAUAGCAACACUCAAGACUGAACGUGUCAAGAACUUGCUCCAAUAUGGCCGUGUUGGGUUGAGCGAUCCUUUCCUGGCGCUGCAGAGAGACAGCAUUGGGGGCUCGGUGGUGAGGGGUGGUGGGGUGAAUGAAGCUGAACUGCGGGCACUGGAGGAGACACAACUGGCUCAGCUGGAACACCUCAUUGCCCAGCAGCGGAAGGCUCACCAGCGCAUGCGGCACGUGCUGAGGGAGGCAGAGAAGCGACACUCUCGGGUGGUGGCUGAGCUUGAGGAGGAGAGGAGAAAGCAUGAACACGACACAGCUCAGGGGGAUGACGUAACUUAUGCCUUGGAGAAGGACCGCACUAGACUGAAGCAGGAGCUUGAAGCAGAAAAGGCAGCUAAGAAGAAGGUGGAAAAGGAGCUUAGAAAAGUACAAGAAACUUUGGAGGAGGAACGAGGGCGACAGAAACAGAUUAUCCUGAUGUUGGUGGAGGAAAGGAAAAGGCUAGCACUGCAGUAUGUGGAGGAGCGAAAACGAUCAGAAGACCUUGCCCAGAUCCUGUCUGAGGAGAAAGGACGAAUUGAUUCCAUGGCUGAAGGUCUUGAAGAAGAGAGCAAAAAAUCUCUACAAAUGGAAGCUGAACUGGAAAAACAGCUUGCUGAUUUUGAUACUGAAAGGCAGCAGAUGAGAGGCCAGCUGACUAAAAAAGAAGAAAGAAUCAGUGAGCUGGAAGCAUUGUUGGAGAAGCAGCAGCGGGAGGUGGACCACUAUAAGAAGCAGCUGCAGGAGGCACACAAUGUUGCCAUGUUCCAGCAGACAUUAUCAGUCUCACCACCACGUAUUGGCAUUGCCACUCGGCCUGCACCACCCCAGUUGCCUGCAAAGCCUGCCACCCUCACCCAGCCCCAGCCUAGGAUGUCGGGUGCUUUAACUCCUCCCAAGAUCACUCCCCGUGUAAGAGCAUCUUCUCCAGGCCUGGAUGAAGUCACAGGAGUACCGCUGAGUUUGGGCUUGAAUGUUGCGCCCCACCACGUGUCAUCCGGCCAAGGCUCCACCAACCCUUCCCACAGUGUGCCCCCAGGGGUAGCCGCCAUGAGCAGUGUAACAAAGGCAGUGCAGCUUACUGCCACAGUCAACUCUGUGCCUGUAGCUGGCCCAACCACAGGCAUAGCUCGGGGAGUCCAGCCAGGUGUCGGGCUGCGGCCUGUGAUGUACAGUGUGUCAACCUCUGAAGUGACCAGGACAGUGACAACAGCAGCAAAAAGCUACAGCGUAAGCGAGAACGAGGCCGGGUGGACUGGAGGCAGCGAGGGCGAGGGGCCGGGCGGUCUGGCAGGGGGGGUGCCCGGGGCGGUGGAGCGCGGAGUGGUGCGAGUGACAGGUCCAACAGGGGAGGCCAGGAGUCAGGCCCAAGUGGUGCAAGUGACCCCUCGGGUGAAUGUGUCUGCCUCACCCGGCACCAAGGUGAUAACCACCACCCAUGGCGGCAAGGUAACCUUUCACGUGACCACCAAUGCUCCCACCACCACGGCUGCCUCUGCCCCCCCAGCCUCCAACGGGCAGCAGCAGCAGACACAACAGCAGACACCACAACAGCCAACCCUCUCUCAGACUGCAACCAUGAUCAAGAAGCCGCCACCACCCACCAGAUCAACUCAGCCUGGGGGACCGCCACCACCUGUACCUCUAAACAAGCCCACAGCAGCCCCGCCUGUGCCCCCCAACAAGCCAGCAGUGCCACCCAAGAAAGAUCUUGUGACACGGGUGGGGGCGGGGGGACAGGGAGUUGCAGUGGAGCCAGGGACACCUAUCAGUGUUGAGGUUAAGCCACAGAAAGUGGGACCACAGACAGUUAAAUUUGGCAUCACGAUAUCAAAGACGGCCACAAGUGGCAGCGGCAGCGGAGGCCAGUCGGUGGGUUCAGGUGGAGGCGGUGGCCAGGCAGUGGUGGGUGUGGGGUCUGGGGGCUCUGGAGGGGGAUCAGAGACCCCAGUGGCCCCCUCAGUGGAAGGGGGAGCAGUGUCCCCCCGGAGAGACGCGGCGCAGGUUGGUGGAGGCGGCCCCCCGGUGCAUGCCACUGCCUGUGUGGACUCCCUCUCUCCCGAACUAGAGCACUUCCACCAGUUACUCAUUAGCAUGGCAGGUUCCUCAGACGUAGCAGUCCCAGCCAUAUCAAACCUAGUUUCCCCCUCCAACCCCUCCUUGACCCCAAAUACACAUGUCUGUUCAUCCCCUUCCCAGAGUUCAUGUACUUCCCUGCCUUCUGUUCCUCCCUGUGGGCCCUCCUCACCCCUCUCCCCUCUGCUCCACCAUUCUGCCUCCCUCAGCACUGACCACGAAGGACUUGCCUCUGCGUCUUCCUCCACCGUACCCCUCACACUGCCACCGCCGAUGCCUACCUUUAGCCUCCUGAGUAGUCCCUCUUCUGUAGCAGCUGCCUCAGUUACCCUAGCUCAUUCUCCUCCACACUCCACCCUCUAUUCAUCAUCCCCAGUGUCCCCUGUGGCCCGUCUAACAGAGUCACCACAUCCAACUAACACUCCUCAGUGUACACCUAAGAUUUCGUCGUCAUCAUCAUCGCCAUCGUCGUCAUCAUCGCCUUCCGCCACCACCUCAACACUCUAUUAUCAGCAUUGCUCUCCUUCUACCACCACUGCAGUCAUCACCACUACCAGCACCACCACUACCACAACUUUGUCUCCAUCUGAUUCACUGCCUCCACCACCACCACCCCUGCCACUGGGUGACUGCCCCAUCGUCCUCACCCCAGUGGAGGGCGAGGACCUGGAGCCUCCACAUUCACCACUUGAUGUUUCAACACCUCUCACCAUGGAUGGGAUGACAGCCCUUCACCUUGCAGCUCAGGGCAAUAAUUGGCAGUCAGUGGCAGUGCUUGUGAGGUGUGGUGGCAGUGUUAGUGCCGAGGAUGAUGAAGGCCGCACCCCUGCUUUCUUGGCUCUCCUGUAUGCCUGUACCCCUGCUGCUGCUGCCCUCCUUGCCUUUCCACAGUCCUUAGAGCACACCACCAAGGAUGGCUGCAACUACUUACAUGCUGCAAUAAAGUCGGGUGAGGUAGAGUGUGUGGAGGUUCUGCUGCAGCACAUUUUAGCUACUGAAGACGGGUUGCAUCUCCUGCACUGGCUUGCUGGAGGCCCAGACCAUCAAGGCACCACACCCUUGGCUCUGGCUGUGGCUAAUCCCACUGCUGACUUGUUGGCUGCAAUGGGUCAUGCUGGGCUGGACAUCCCAGCCUUAUUAAGUCAUGACCCCAGCCUACUGAAACUUGCAUCAUCUGCCUGCUUGGCCCUUCUUUCCAGUUCUAGUCAGAGUGAAAGUACCUGUUCCGUGUGGCUGGAAGGGCUGGACCUGGACAGAGUUAUAAAUGGAGAUGGAAGCUGCACACAUGAACAAGAAGAUGAGUUUGAGUCAGGUGCCAACAGCAGCAGCAGCAAGCAUCAUGGGGAACGAUGGCCCAUUGGAGCCGUGAGAGUCACCACCACCACCCUCUGGGCUGUACUUGAAGAGGCACUCACCUCUCUUGCUCUGCACCACCUCGAAACAUUAACAAGAAGUCACAGCCCAGGGGGAAUUAGCAUGGGUGGCUCUGGGCGACACAGCAGUGGUGGCAGCAGCAGCAACAGCAGCAGCAGCAGAGGUGAACGGAGGCGGUCAGACCCUCUCCAGGAGAUGGAGGUCAAUGUAGCACACUUAGGAAUCACCAAGGCAGCCAUCAGCCAUUUCUCAAUUGGCCAUCACAAAUGGACACGGGGUGAAUAUGGAUUGGUGAGUGGACCAUUUGAUCUCCUAGCAAACAAUGGCAGCCAAGACAUUUGUAUCCACUUCAGGCCCCUUGAAGCAGCUGCAUAUUCCCUCUUAGUACCUGUACCGGUUCUUAAAAACUAUUUAAGAUUGAUGGAGCAGUCCCAGUGUGUGGUGGUGUACGGGCCACGGGACAGCGGCAAGUGCUCACUUGUCAGGUGCUUGGCUCAUCUCAAGGGUGGUAGCAGUGGUGUUGGGGUCACCAGAAUUGAUCUCGCCAGAGGUCGGGCAGCUGGCCUGGAGACAGUGCGUGGUGUAGCAGAGAGUGGUGGAAGCUUGGUGUUGGAACACGUGUCAAGAGAGGCAUGGCCAGCUGUGUGGGCCAUGGUGCAGGGUGUCUCUGGGGGCACUGUGCUGGUCACCAUGGAUGCUUGGCGACGGCCUGGUGGUGGCCAACUGGAGGGUGGUGUGUUGUGGGUCCAGCUCCGUCAUGAUAGAGAACCUCUGAUUUCCACCCUCUCCCGCUCCCUUGUACGUCUCCUGGCCUCCCAGCAUGCUGGAGUGUUGCCUUCCCCAACCUCACAUACCCAGCGCACUGUUGAGUGGGUUACUGCUGCCUCAAGCCGCCUGGCUGCCACCCUCAUGACCUUGGGUUUCUCUUCAGCCCUUCAUGGCCCGCAUCUCUUUUCACGGGCAUUGCGUGGGGCUGCUAGCCCUGGAGACAUACUAAGGGAGGUGAAGCACCUGUGGAAUUCUGUGGUCAGCCCAGAGAUCCGCACUGAGGUAGUGAGUGUGUGGCGGCGGUCCAGUGUGGGAGGCGAGGUGGAUGAGGCACGUGUCACUAGCAUGGCACUCUACGUAGUGAUCCAGCGCAGCUUAGCACCUGGCUUGCCCUUAUCCCCGCCACAGGCACAUAAUUUUCUGGCAUCCUUGGACGGUGGUCUUGGCCGAUCGGCUUUCCGUAGCUUAAAAUCAAGUGUGUCAUCUGCCCGGCCCAAGGACCUUCCCUUGGAUGUGAUUGGUAGCCCUCUGUGGACAGGUUCAUCACAGCAGGUGACAGAGAUAUCCCAGCAGACCAGUCCUCCUGUUGGUCUGUCCUCCCCCACCUCACCAGAAUGGGAUGAAGCUAAUCUCACCAAAAUCUUGGGACUCUCUCCCAUGGGUUACACAUGACUGUGGCAUCAUAUUUCCUGACUUACCUCAUAGUCUUUUAAUGACAGUGAGUGAUUGGAGACAUGGCGUUGCAUUCUUCCCCAAACAUUGCACAUGCCUUUUGAAACUCACUAAACAGAGACUUAAGUUUUCUUAUAAUAUUCAGACUGGUUUCAGUGAAAAAACAAUGUGUCACCAAUGCAUCUCUGCAGUGUUUUAAGCAUGGCUUUUGCAGAGAGGUGGAGAUCUUUAUAAUAUUAAGUUAAAAAAAUAUAAUGUGGUUGAGUCACAUUUGGCAUUAUUGCUCAACUCUGCCAGUGUUUAGGUGCUAUGUGUGAUUGCUGCCAGUAACCAACAAGUAAGCAAAGUAGGGCAAUUUUACUGAGUUUUAAGGCAUGUGUUGAGUGUAAUUGCCAUUGUUGAGUGGAUGCCUGUUUCUAUCAUUCGUAGUGAUAAUCACCCUCAUCUCUAUACCCUAAUGUAUUGGAGCAGCUUGAUGUGAUAUUUGCAUUUGUUCUUCCAGUGGUUUGAGCUGUUUUCCUUUCCUGACACAGAGCUUUUGUACUGGUGGAGUGAGGAGCAGCCUGAGUGUGCACGGCUAGAGGAGGACAACUCAUAGCUUUAAUAUUAAUCCCGUAAUAAGUGAUGCCCAUCCCCGGAAACUAGUCUAGGGUGAAAUAUAGCAUUGUGUCCCUCUCACCUAACUUCAUGUCAACUCUAGGGCUCAUAUACUUAAUGCAGAAACUUGUCUAAAAAUUCAAGGUACUUCAUACCGAAUUCUGCAAGAUGAAUCAUUGUGUUAUUUUGUAACUUGAAUCCCGCUCACUCUGUGAACAACAUAUUGAUCUUCCACUCAAAUGCAGUAAAAAAAAAGAAAAAAAAAGCAAUCCAAUACUCCUUAUGUGUGUUAGAUUAUGUAUAAUAUUGAGACUUCUGAACUGUGGUAAGUAACUUUAAAGAUAUUUGUCAGCGGAUUUGAUCAGAAUAUCAUACUCAAUUCAGUGGUAUUAUUGAAUCUUUCUCCCCUUUUUUUAUUUCAUUUAUAGUGUGUCUGUAUGUUUGUGUGUGUAGGUGUGUGUGUGAGUGUGUGUCCCCAUAUGCAAGAUUGCAUACAAUACUUAAUCCGUUAGAUCACUGAAAUAUGCAUGGGAUGAUCAACAGUGAGUAAUGACCUACAGUCCUAGAGGAAAAGCAUGUGCAUUGGAAUUGAGCCAAGGCCUUUCCAUGGAAGUUGUACUACAUAUUGUGACUCCCCCAACACAGUCUUGGUUGCAAGUCCCAUGAUCCUAUGGACAUUUUAGAGAUGAAGUGGCUCUCCCAUCAUUAGUUUCAGCAAUACGGUGUUGUUUUGCCUUAAUAAUUAGUCACAUUAACAAGUGAAAGUGUGCAUUCAUAAGAAAAUAUGAUACAGCUAUGUACACAGUAAACACAUGCUGGUGAUAAGAUGCUAAUAGUGGAGGAGUGGAAGGAUUAUAUAGACUGACUUGUUUUUUUAGCAUUUUCAUUAUUUUGAGAGUCAAUGAACUGAAGUUUAACUUAUAUAGCAGCUUCAGUCAUGUUGUAGACAAGGAGGAUCCCCUUGCAUGCCAUAGUUAUUUGUGUCACGUUGUUCUGUUACUUAUUUUUUACUAGAAUUUAUCUCAUCUUGCCUAAUGAUAAGUAGGUUACUUUAUGAAACUCAGCCUAUUUUUUCAUAGCAACAUUAUAGGUUGAGAGGCAUUGAUUUGCUCACUAUAAAUUAUUGUAUUGUAAUUUGAUAGAUUGAUAAUAUGCAAGAAACAUGUAUAAUAUCAUCAUAUAUUUAUGUGGCAUUAGGCUCUAGUAUAAUGAAAAUAUAUUCCCAGAUGGAUAUUGUAUCAUUUGAUCAUUGCUAGAAGCACCUCUUGAGAGACUUUCAAGUAGUGGAUUCAGCUAAAUCAGUGGGUGCCUUUGAUCAGGUGAAGAACUGGCCAUCUCAUAAAUUGUUCAUGAACUCAGUAGUAAAAUGUGUAGAAUUUUUCAUCUCUCAUAACUCUAAGCCAUUAAGUUGUACAUGAACUAGUGCAGCUGUAAUCUCUUCAUUCACUAUUGCAAUUCUCAAUUUUUUUCUUUUUGACACAGUUUACAAAAUUGUCAUUAGAUUGAGGCCAGUGUCAUCCAGGAGUAUAUUCUUAAUUGAUUCCUUAGGGUAGAGUCUUGGAAAACUUCUUGCCACAAUCUGGAGGAAAGUUGUAAACUGUGGAGAGGAACAGUUGAAAUCUAUGGUGUUUCUCAAAAAUUAAAAUGCAAGUGUAUCCAUUGGAACUUUGGGGUCUUUUUGGCCCAAAGCUAAGUGAGACCCACCUCCUGUGUUGGACAUUGCAUUAUUGUCCAUUUAACUUGAUACCCCUUUCUUGUAACAAAACAAUUAUUGCAUAAACUGCUAAGCAAGUUUUCUUUUACAGUACUCAGGAUAGUCUAGCAAGACUUAAACUCUGACUUGUCUUCAUGCAAAUUAAAUCUCUUACAUUCUGU
Molecule: messenger RNA, 7908 nt
Organism: Portunus trituberculatus (swimming crab)
Lineage: Eukaryota; Metazoa; Arthropoda; Malacostraca; Decapoda; Portunidae
Product: cortactin-binding protein 2-like
Exons: 18
Coding region: 211-5436 (1741 amino acids)
Molecular function (GO): protein binding
Source: RefSeq, a predicted model, not a curated record